AUGGUUUCCGAUUCGUCUUCUCUCAUGAACCCCUCUUCUUAUUCUCCGUCUCCUUCCUCUUCACCUCCUACUUCUCCUACAUCUUCCACUCCCUCUCUCUCCUCUUCUCUCACCUCUCUUCCGUCUCCUCCCAAACAUCAUCCCUCUUCGCCUUCGCCGUUUUCUUCUUCGCCGCAUCGGUUGCUUUUCUUAGCGAUGGAGUUUGAUUUGCAGACGGAGGAAUACGUUAAAUCGAGUAAAGAGAUUGAUCGUUUACCGUGGAAAGGAGGUAGUGAGAGUAAUCGUCAGUACGAGUUCUUGAGGGGUGAGCUGAGGAGGACGGCUCCGGUUAAUGGACGUGCUCUGUUGCUUUUCCGGUCUAGAUGGGGUUGUUCUGUCGCUAAGCUUGAAGCUUGGGGAGCUAAGCGUGGUCGGCGUCAUAAAAAGUACGUCAAUGUUCGUCCUCAUUACAAAACCUGA
This is a messenger RNA of Eruca vesicaria subsp. sativa (arugula), 459 nucleotides long. The record is from the annotation of a GenBank genome assembly. Lineage: Eukaryota; Viridiplantae; Streptophyta; Magnoliopsida; Brassicales; Brassicaceae.